AUGAACGAGGCGGCGCAAAAGCUUCUUGGAGUGUACAAUGAAGUUCCACACAGUGACCUGAACCAUCCCGUUAAUAGUCAGGAAUGUGGCCCAAUCGGAAAAAAGGAUGACGUAACAGAUAAUACCAUUAGGGGUGGCGUUUCACAGCAGACCGACGAUGCAUUCUGGAACACUCCUGAUACAUUAGCUGCACUUGAUGAGGUUAUGAAUGCAAUUGAACAGCGGGACCGCUUCAAGAGGAUGCACAAUGAGGGGCCCAGUUACAGCUUGGGGUUGGGUUUGACUCCAGAUUAUGUUGUUGCCGCCGACGACGUUGAUGAUGGCGCACGUCAGCGUACGAGUGUGGAUAGAGAUAAAAACAUAGUUGGGACGUCACUUACUGUGGAUGCGCAAAGAGUUGGCGUUGGUUUGUUUGACAAGACGAUGAUACUGAAAGUACCUGGGCUAGAAACCGGCAAAUGUGCAACUACAGGCACUGCUCGUAAGAAGAUGGACAAGGUACCUGAUCCUAAUGGUGAUGGAGGUAUAACAGAUCAACCUCCCGGUGUCCAGAAAGAUUCAAUGUUGGAUAGAACGCUCGAUGUACCAGAACAUGAUGGUGAUCGUAAGAAACGUUCUGAAGUUGGUGCACACAAAACAAGCCAGCCCGAUAGCGACGAUUUUGUCGAUGACGUACCUCUAUCUCGUUUGGCAGAAAUCAAAAAAACCCGUCAUGGUACCCGACGCCGUGCAUUCUUACCCUUAGUACAACAAGGUGACACUUCUACGAAGCCCGAUAAAACAGAAGAAGCAGAACGCGUCGGCGGGCUUCCGAAGCGUUCCAAAGUUGGUGCAAGCACGAGCCAGUAUGAUAGCGAUGAUUUUGUCGAUGAUGUACCUAUACGCUAUCAGGCAGAAAUCACAAAAUCUCGGAAUGAUAAGGGCAAGCGCAAAAUUGAUGAUACCGACAUUAUAGUCAAACAUUCUGUUGAUGAGGCUUCUAUCGUUGAUGUGGAAAGUGAUGACGACAAAGUGUUUCCGAGUGUGUCUACGAGGACUUCAGCCGGUACGUUUGUCAAGGCGAUUUCUGGUCUAUCAAAUGUCAAGAAGAAUGCAGUCCGUGAAAUGGGCUUUGGACGUUUGUUGGAGUUGUCCAUAACUACAACGCCAUUGAAGAUGGGUUUUUGGUUGGUAAACAACUUCAACCACCUAGACCGGAAGCUCCAAUUGUACGAUGGGGAGAAAGUGCACGUCAAGAAAGAAGAUGUAUAUGUUGUGUUUGGGUUGCCUCGUGGAGAGCUCGAGGUUAAUAAUAAGAAGAAGCGAGUUACAUCAAAUAUGUUGGAUGAGUGGAUCGCUCUCUUUGAUGUUAGAAGGCCGUCGAACAUUACGAUGUCGAAGGUCUUGGAUAAGAUCAACGAAUGCGAUGAUGGCAGUGUUUGGUUCAAGCGCCAUUUCAUAGUCCUUAUGUUAUUCUACGUGGACAAGGUAGCGUUGUCCGUGAGAUCGGUCCCGAGGAGGUUCCCGACGUUCAGCUCCUGGAGUAACGAGGCCUUAAGAAACAGAGAACGUGACGAGAUCGCUUCGGGGGCCUUCGGGAGAGGUUUCGUGGAUGCAGACGCUCUCGAUACCCACCAGCAUGAUAAAAUGUGUACGAACUCUGACGACGUCAUUGCUGGGGUCCUGGAGAAUUGUAGUGUACAGGCUUAUGUUCAUGAGUUUACGUCUAAAACACGGCUUCUUGCAACUACCGGGGUUGAAAUACUACAAUUGGUUGAAAAGGCCCCGCAAGUUCUACUUGAAGAUGAGAACUUUGUGAAAAUGAACGAGGCGGCGCAAAAGCUUCUUGGAGUGUACAAUGAAUUGCCACACAGUGACCCAAACCAUCCCGUUAAUAGUCAGGAAUGUGGCCCAAUCGGAAAAAAGGAUGACGUAACAUAUAAUACCAUUAGGGGUGGCGUUUCACAUCAGACCAACGAUGCAUUCUGGAACGCUCCUGAUACAUUAGCUGCACUUGAUGAGGUUAUGAAUGCAAUUGAACAGCGGGACCGCUUCAAGAGGAUGCACAAUGAGGGGCCCAGUUACAGCUUGGGGUUGGGUACUCCAGAUUAUGUUGUUCCCGCCGACGACGUUGAUGAUGGCGCACGUCAGCGUACGAGUGUGGAUAGAGAUAAAAACAUAGCUGGGAUGUCACUUACUAUGGAUGCGCAAAGAGGUACUGCACGUAAGAAGAUGGACAAGGUACCUGAUCCUAAUGGUGAUGGAGGUAUAACAGAUCAACCUCCCGGUGUCCAGAAAGUGUCCCGACGUCGCACACAACUGCCAUUAGUACAACAAAGGGACAUGUUCACGAAUCCUGCUAACAUUCAAGAAGAUCCAAUGUUGGAUAGAACGCUCGAUGUACCAGAACAUGAUGGUGAUCGUAAGAAACGUUCUGAAGUUGGUGCACACAAAACUAGCCUGCCCGAUAGCGACGAUUUUGUCGAUGACGUACCUCUAUCCCGUUUGGCAGAAAUAAAAAAAACCUGUCAUGGUACCCGACGUCAUGCAUGCUUACCCUUAGUACAACAAGGUGACACUUCUAAGAAGCCCGAUAAAACAGAAGAAGAACGUGCCGACGGGCUUCCGAAGCGUUCCAAAGUUGGUGCACGCACGAGCCAGUAUGAUAGCGAUGAUUUUGUCGAUGAUGUACAUAUACGCUAUCAGGCAGAAAUCACAAAAUCUCGGAAUGAUAAGGGCAAGCGCAAAAUUGAUGAUACCGACAUUAUAGUCAAACAUUCUAUUAAUGAGGCUUCUGACGUUGAUGUGGAAAGUGAUGACGACGAAGUGUUUCCGAGUGUGUCUACGAGGACUUCAGCCGGUACGUUUGUCAAGGCGAUUUCCGAUCUGUCAAAUGUCAAGAAGAAUGUAGUCCGUGAAAUGGGCUUUGGACGUUUGUUGGAGUUGUCCAUAACUACAACGCCGUUGAAGAUGGGUUUUUGGUUGGUAAACAACUUCAACCACCUGGACCGGAAGCUCCAAUUGUACGAUGGGGAGAAAGUGCACGUCAAGAAAGAAGAUGUAUAUGUUGUGUUUGGGUUGCCUCGUGGAGAGCUCGAGGUUAAUAAUAAGAAGAAGCGAGUUACAUCAAAUAUGUUGGAUGAGUGGAUCGCUCUCUUCGAUGUUAGAAGGUCGUCAAACAUUACUGUGUCGAAGGUCUUGGAUAAGAUCAACGAAUGCAAUGAUGGCGGUGUUUGGUUCAAGCGCCAUUUCAUAGUCCUUAUGUUAUUCUACGUGGACAAGGUAGUGUUGUCCGUGAGAUCGGUCCCGAGGAGGUUCCCGACGUUCAGCUCCUGGAGUAACGAGGCCUUAAGAAACAGAGAAUGUGACGAGAUCGCUUCGAUGCCUUCGGGAGAGGUUUCGUGGAUGCAGACGCUCUCGAUACCCACCAGCAUGAUAAAAUGUGUACGAACUCUGACGACGUCAUAG
Messenger RNA from Striga hermonthica, 3447 nucleotides. The record is from the annotation of a GenBank genome assembly. Lineage: Eukaryota; Viridiplantae; Streptophyta; Magnoliopsida; Lamiales; Orobanchaceae.